CCGUCAUGGCCGCGGACGAGAAGGACCCUUUGAGCUAUUUCGCGGCUUACGGGAGCAGCAGCUCAGGCUCCUCGGAUGAGGAGGACAACAGCGAGCCGGAGGAAACGAGUCGCAAGGCCUCGGAUCCCGUGAAGGCUGCAGGGAGUUGUGGCAACAAGGCGGAGAAGCGGUUGCCGGGACCUGACGAGCUGUUCCGGAGUGUGACUCGCCCGGCCUUUCUCUACAAUCCGCUCAACAAGCAGAUAGACUGGGAGAGGCACGUCGUCAAGGCGCCUGAGGAGCCUCCAAAAGAAUUCAAAAUAUGGAAAUCUAACUACAUACCACCCCCGGAGACCUACACUACCGAAAAGAAACCACCACCUCCAGAACUGGAUAUGGCAAUAAAAUGGUCUAACAUAUAUGAGGACAAUGGUGAUGAUGCCCCUCAGAAUGCUAAGAAAGCCAGGCUUCUACCAGAGGGGGAGGAGACAGUGGAAUCAGAUGAUGAAAAGGAAGAGCAUACGUCUAAAAAGCGUAAGAUGGAAACAGGAGAACCAGUAAAGAAGAAAAAGUGAAAAACAACAAAUGGCAAGAAUUGGCUGGACUGUGAAACUUGUUGAAAUGUUUCUUUGGACAGAUUAAGUUGAUAUUGUAAAUUAUUAUAAUAACAUCUCCAUGAAAUUACCUGUGUUAAUUAACUAAUGAGUAUUGUUCUAGGACCUUUCCUCUGAAGAUUUCAUUUUUUAUUUAAAACCUGUGUGUAUUUAAAACUCAAAUGGUAACUUGUGAUCGUGGAAUUGGCAACACUUGGAAGCAUUCUUACUAUCACAAAAUUGGUGACAUGCUUUGAGAAUUUUGUCAUAUGUUGAUAUGCCAGUGUUCUAUGAACCUUUUAUAAAGGAAUAUAUUUUUAAAGUAAAUACAUUGUAAUGUACUGUGAAAUUGUCGGGUGCUUAUCAACAGUGUUUGUACAGUGUAAAUAGAUCAUGAAAAUAAAUACUUAUUCAAUAUUACAAUUACUGUAUAACAUUUAUAACAUUAAUAUUUGGAUAUUUGUGAUAAAUACCCUCUUUGCCAGGUGACAUGUUAGGUUGUAAAAGUAUUACCAUUUAGGGAGUGCCUCCUAUGGUCCAGGUGCUUUGUGCAGUUAUCUCUGUUCUUUAACCUAGUAAUGUAUUGUUAUCCUUAUCCUUCUUUUACAAUAAAGAGAGAUUAAGUAACUUGUC
Molecule: messenger RNA, 1205 nt
Organism: Orycteropus afer afer
Lineage: Eukaryota; Metazoa; Chordata; Mammalia; Tubulidentata; Orycteropodidae
Gene: CUNH1orf52
Product: chromosome unknown C1orf52 homolog
Source: RefSeq, a predicted model, not a curated record